Messenger RNA from Quercus lobata, 813 nucleotides. RefSeq lists its product as uncharacterized. Lineage: Eukaryota; Viridiplantae; Streptophyta; Magnoliopsida; Fagales; Fagaceae. The transcript has a single exon. Bases 1 to 813 code for a protein of 270 amino acids. The record is from RefSeq and is a predicted model, not a curated record.
AUGGAUGGAUUUAGGGAGGUGGUCAAUGUUUGUGGUUUUAAAGACUUAGGAUAUAGUGGCUCGGACUUUACGUGGUGCAAUAUGCAGGAAGGGGAAAAUCGUGUAUAUCUGAGACUUGAUAGAGCCUUUGCCACUAAUGACUGGAUCAAUCACUUUAAUGGAACAAGAGUCCUCCAUUUGGUAGACUCAAUUUCUGACCAUUGUGCUCUGUUGAUUGCCAACUCUUUGGUGGUUCAGCCUCCUCAAACGCGUAGGUUCCAUUUUAAGGAAAUGUGGACAAAAAAAGAGGAGUGUAAGGAAAUUAUAAGAAAUGCUUGGGAAGGAGGUUUGCACCAAGGUACACCGGGAAGCAUAGCUACAUGUCUUCAAAACUGUGUAGCAGACUUGGAGAGGUGGAAUAAGUCGAUUUUUAGUUAUGUGCCUAAGCAAAUACGGUGCAAGAGGAAAGCUCUCAACGAUUUGACUCUCCAAGAUAGAAAAGGAGUCAUGGGAAAGGAGGUAAACAGUUUACGAAGGGAGAUUAAUAAUCUGCUUAAUUGUGAGGAGAUUUUAUGGCAUCAGAGGUUAAGAAUUCUCUGGUAUGGUCAAAGGGAUCACAACACAAAAUUUUUUCAUUCAAGGGCUUCGCAGAGGAGGAAGAAAAAUUCUAUUAGCGGCAUUUGGGAUGAGCAUGGGAAUUGGUGCGAUACAAAUGAGAGUAUUGCUACAACGACUAUUUCCUACUUCGAGACAUUGUUUACUACCUCUCACCCUAGCCGAAUUUUGGAAGUCACAGAUAUGAUCCCCACCAGAGUAAUUGAUAAGAUGAACUAG